AAAUCGAAACUCGGGAACGAUCCAUGAUCAGAAAAGGGACAAUCUUUACAGAUUCGGUUCAAAAAAACAAAAAAUUCGAUCGUUUUGUUUGUGAUCUUCUUCUUCUUCGCUCCUCAGCUUUCAUGGCUUCUUCUAAUGUGAAGCCAUGGCUUUGUUUGAGCUUUCUCUUCGUUCUUCACACUUCUCUGCUCGCACCAAUCUGUAAUUGUCAGCCUCAGAACAUCGAAACCUUCUUUCCACCUGAAACUUCACCUCCAGCUCCUCCACCGAGCAUUUCUCCACCGCCGUCACCUGCAGUUCAGCCGAUACCGACGCCGGUGCCGGCGGAAACAACUAGAAGUUCUUCAUCAUCGAAUAGUAAGGUAGGGAGGGCUGUGGCUAUUACUGCAGCAAGCACAGUGGUUGUUUCUGCGUUAGUCUUCUUCUUUAUCCGAUGGUGUUUAAAGAAAAGACGAAGAGAUGAGAGACGUGUCACCUCUGCUUCGGAACCUGCUGAUGGAAAUGGAAGAACUGUUGUUCCUCAGACGAACGCGUUUGAACGAAUUGAAGGUAAUGUGAAGGGAUUGAUUGUUGAUGAGAAUGGUUUGGAUGUGAUUUAUUGGAGGAAGCUUGAAGAGAAGAAUAGGUCCAAGAAGGGAUUACAGAGGGAGGUUCGAACUAUCGCUAAAGAACAAGAUCAAGAACAAGAAGUAGAGGUUGUAACAGAAGAUGAUGAUUAUGAUGGGUAUGGAAGAAAGCAUCGCCGGAAAAAAUCUGGGCCUGUUCAAGAAAUUCCUCUGCUUCGUGGGAAAUCUUCGGCUUCCGAGAAGAAUUUAAUAUCAGAAGAUGAACAUGGGUCGAAUCGGAGUUGGAGGAGAACGUUUUCUCGAAAAACAGCAGCCACUCCCCCUCCUCCUCCGGUGACGACGACGGCGACUGUUUCACCGCCAUUACCACCACCGCCCGCCGCUUAUUUUUCUGCUGUUUCAAAAGCGAAAAACAGUGAACCGCCACCGCCACCACAUCAUGUUACUGCUUCUUCUUCUUCUUCUUCUGUUUCACCACCAUUACCACCACCGCCCUCUGCUUACUUUUCUGCUGCUAACAAAACGAAAACCACUGAACCACCGCCUCCACCUCCUCCUCCGUCAAUUCCAGAUAAAAAAGGUCCGGCGCCGCCUCCCCCACCUCCACCUGCGCCGGCUAAAAAGAGUCCAGCACCACCACCAGCUCCGCCCAUGGCCGGAAGCUCAAGGUCAUCUUCAAAACCACCACCUACCCCAGUUGAAAUGUCAGGGGAAGACAAUGAUAAGGUGAAACUAAAACCUUUACAUUGGGAUAAAGUCACCACCAACGUUGAUCAUUCCAUGGUUUGGGACAAGUUGAAUCGUGGCUCCUUCAGGGUGGAUCAAGAUCUUAUGGAAGCUCUUUUUGGAUAUGUGGCUACAAGCAAAAGAACCAAGAACAAUUCAACUAGUCCAACCAAGGAGGUUUCUGCACAAUCAAGCACAACUUUCAUUCUUGAUUCCAGGAAAUCACAGAAUAUUGCUAUUGUCUUGAGAUCUUUAGCUGUGUCGCGACGAGAAAUCCUUGAUGCCCUUGAUGAGGGUCAAGGCCUUAAUUCAGAUAUAAUUGAGAAGCUUGUUAGAGUUGCUCCAACACAAGAAGAACAAUCUGAAAUACUUGAUUAUAAUGGAGACCCUGCAAGACUUGCAGUUGCAGAAUCCUUCCUCUAUGAUAUUCUCAAAGCUGUUCCUUCAGCUUUCAAGCGUUUGAAUGCUAUGCUUUUCAGGUUCAAUUAUGAUUCAGAGGUAUUAGAGAUCAAGGAAUCUUUGAACACACUUGAAUUGGCCUGCAAGGAGCUUAGAACUAGAGGGCUUUUUGUGAAACUUCUUGAAGCAGUCCUUAAGGCUGGGAACCGUAUGAAUGCUGGUACUUCAAGAGGCAAUGCUCAAGCUUUUAACUUGACUUCUUUGAGGAAACUCUCUGAUGUCAAAAGCACAGAUGGGAAAACCACAUUGCUUCACUUUGUGGUUGAAGAAGUAGUCCGGUCUGAGGGAAAACGGUGCGUUCUUAACCGCGAUUGGAGCCUGAAUCGGAGUGGAAGUAGGAAAGUGAACAACAAAGGUGAGUCUGAGAACUCUGCUUCAGAUGAACAGAGAGAAAUGGAAUACCUAAAGUUAGGAUUACCAUUUGUUGGAGGAAUUAGUACUGAGUUCUCCAAUGUGAAGAAAGCAGCCAUUAUUGAUUAUAAUAGUUUAGUUGCUUCAAUAUCAUCCCUCUCCACUCGGAUAGCAGAAAUCAAACAACUAGUUUCACAGUGUGGGAAUGGUAAAGGAGGGAACUUUGUGAGAGAAAUGGACCAUUUUCUGAGAAGUGCUGAGGAAGAAUUGAGAUCAGUGAAAGAUGAGCAAACAAGGGUAAUGCAGAUUGUGAAGAAAACAACGGAGUAUUAUCAAGGAGGAGCUUCAAAAGAGAAAGCAGAGAAUCUUCUGGAAAUUUUUGUCAUCAUUAAGGAUUUUCUGGGAAUGGUUGAUCAGGCCUGUAUUGACAUUGCUCGUAAUAUGCAGAAGAGGAAGAAAACAAAAUCAAAUUCUGGGUAAGUUCUGGGAACAGGGACAGAAUCCUUGUACAGUAGAAUGAUCAGUUUUGCCGAAUGGAAUUUAUAUUAUUCCGUUCAAAGUCAUAGGAUGGUCCAUGUUCUGAUCAUGAGACAGCUGUAAAUAAUCUCGUACUCGAGAGACAAUUGGAUUGGUCCCAAACUAUGUGGACCUGACAACUAUUGGGACAGCCUGUGUCUGGCAAAUUCAGGAACUAGAGCCAUCCUUUUUUAUGUUACCCAGAUCACUCAUUCUUUAGUUUACUUCUCUGUUAAUGUUGGAUUCUUCUGGCAUUAACGAGGAUUUGCACAGCUUCUUGGGAUUUUCUGUUACUAUAUCAUAAUUCUUUUGAUAUGUAAUUUUAGAUGAAUGAGAAUUUGUAUUUAUUCACCAAAGAAAACACAUCAGAGUUGCUUCCCAUAUUGCAACGUAAUAGAGAAUUUACUUUGUAUUAAUCUU
This is a messenger RNA of Neltuma alba, 3038 nucleotides long. RefSeq names its product formin-like protein 4. Gene Ontology annotation, molecular function: actin filament binding. The coding region runs from base 24 to 2582 and encodes 852 amino acids. Gene Ontology annotation, biological process: actin cytoskeleton organization; actin nucleation. Lineage: Eukaryota; Viridiplantae; Streptophyta; Magnoliopsida; Fabales; Fabaceae. The transcript has 2 exons. The record is from RefSeq and is a predicted model, not a curated record.